UGCUUGUAAAGCCUCCGAUAGUCAAUGACACACGGGGCAGCCAGACUUGUAACUAUUGGUGGAUUUGACUGGUGGUAGUCAGCGUGAAGAACAACGUAGUAUCAAUUUGCGGAUCACUCUCCUCGCACCGUCUUAACGCAACGAUUUGACGCCGAAGAAAUUUAUGAGCGGUUUUUAUUUCUCUAUGUUGACAGAUUGGGUUUUUAUCUGACAGAAACAAAACACGUCGACGAAAUCAACUUUUACACCGGACAAAAAGCUCUCCAUAAUAUCGCCAUCAAGUUAGACUUAUUGAAGUUUUAGUUUAUCGUUUGUUCUCCGUGAGAAUAUAUAAAUCACAGUAAUACUGGUUGAUUAAUUGUUGAUGAUUUAAAACGAACAGAAUAGUGGAGUAUUUACAUCUGUUUCAUAACAACUGUGAACAUUUUUGAACCAAUUACCGAAAGAAAAAAAAAACAACACAACAGAACUCUUUGUGAUUUUUGCGAGUCAAAUUAGCAAUCAUAACGAACAACAUUUUUGGAUUAGAGACAGCGGUUUAAAUGAACGCGAUGCUAAUCGCGACGGCGACGUUAUUCCCAGACUUGUGAUUUCUAGUAUUUCAAGACUUUCGUGGCUUUGAAUUCUUGUGGAUUUUAUUUGUGUGUUUUUUUCGUGGAUUAAUCCAGAUUUAAAACUGAAAGAUGCGAAGGUUUUUGGAGAAGGUGGUGAUUGUCUUGGCAAUUUUACAGAUUGUCCAUGCAUCUUGGUGGUAUUUGGGUGUGUCCAGUUCGUAUCAGUCACUAGUAGAGGAAAUCAAACAUUUACCGGGCAGAAAGAAAUGUUCUAAUUUAGCCUUCUUAGCUCCCAGACAGCAGGAAUUAUGUAGUUUAGAAGACAAAAUUAUAGAAGUUAUCCAUGAGGGGGCUUCUAUGGGAAUCGAGGAGUGUCAGUAUCAAUUUCAGACCAGACGCUGGAAUUGUUCAACGUUUAAUACAACAAAUGUUUUUGGACAGAUUUUAAAAAUAAAAAGUCGAGAAACGUCGUAUAUCUACGCCAUAUUAUCGGCUGGUAUCAUGUACAGUGUUACACGUGCAUGUGCUAAGGGUGACCUUGGGCACUGUGGUUGUGAUACCAAGGUGAGACAGAUAACGACGGAUGGAGGCUUUGAAUGGGGAGGAUGUUCCGAUAAUAUACGAUAUGGUUCUAAGUUCUCCAAAGAUUUUGUCGAUUCCAAAGAGAUGAGGUUGAACGCCGAUGGCUUAAUGAAUGUAUGGAAUAAUGGCGCCGGACGAAAGACGGUGAAGGAGGAAUUAGAUCUAAUCUGUAAGUGUCAUGGCGUAUCCGGUUCCUGCUCUGUCAAAAUUUGUUGGCGUAAAAUGAAAACAUUCCGUGCGAUUGGGACUACUUUGAAAAACCGAUUUGAUGGAGCAAGUCUGGUGAAAAUGGACAAAAGAAAGAAGCGAUUAAAACGACUGUCUCGGCUACAGAAACGACCGACAAAAAAAGACUUGGUGUAUCUUCAAGAAUCCCCGGAUUUCUGUGAACACAAUUUGGAAUUUGGAUCCUUAGGAACUCGGGGUCGACAGUGUAAUAAAACGAGCUACGGUUUGGAUGGGUGCAGAUUAAUGUGCUGUGGGCGGGGCUAUUAUACACUUGUAAAAGAGGAAAAAGACGACUGUGAUUGUAAAUUUUACUGGUGUUGCCGAGUGGAGUGUAAAAAAUGUACAAACGUGAAAGAGCUGCAUUACUGUAACUGAACAAACUGGACUUGUGAACGCGGGUACGAUUAGUAAAUAUUUCUGGAAAAGGACAGAAGCGUCGUUUCGGCAAUAUAUAAAAAGUGUUACCAUGGUGUUCAAAGGGAACACUUUCAUAAGAUACUCGCCCAUAGCAUUACCAGCAGACUAACUUAUUGCUCAUGUGUAAAUACAACAGCAUACUUAAAGUCACGUGAGUGUAAAACGUCAUUUCCUGUGUAUGAAUACAUCAAAGAAAUAGUGCAAUGUAUAAAACAACCAAUUUAACCAAUUUGCAUAAUCGGAGAACGAGUGGACACGGUAACAAUAAAACGAUAAAAUAUGCCUAAAGUAGUGCGUAACGAGCAAUUGAAAGGUUUAUUGUGGUUCACUCAAAAUGUCUGUUGGACAAGAUAUGGGGCAAAAUCCAAGCAUGGCACAAACUUUAUGUGUGAAUCAAAAGACAUGGACAAAAUAACUUUAAAAAUGGACGAAUUGCAACCAUUUUCUUUUCUUGUUUGUUUUCUUGUUAUGUUAUCAGAAGAGACAAGGUUUGCUUUAAAUAAUUUUAGAGUGCUUUUAGUGUCAAUGUCGUAGUGGCUAUUAACGAUGAUUCUACGAUAUUAAUAUAUAUAUAUACGAUAUAGAAACGAUGUUAUUAAAGAUAUAGGUGUACAUUUUAAUAUUGGGAAAUAACGUAUUGUAAAAUGUUUUAAUAAUUUUUGAUUUGUACAUAGUGUAAAGAGUAAUAUGUAAUAAAAGCGUUAUAAAGGGUC
Messenger RNA from Patella vulgata (common limpet), 2494 nucleotides. RefSeq names its product protein Wnt-4. Gene Ontology annotation, biological process: canonical Wnt signaling pathway; cell fate commitment; neuron differentiation. Bases 684 to 1739 code for a protein of 351 amino acids. Gene Ontology annotation, molecular function: cytokine activity; frizzled binding. Gene Ontology annotation, cellular component: extracellular region. Lineage: Eukaryota; Metazoa; Mollusca; Gastropoda; Patellidae. The record is from RefSeq and is a predicted model, not a curated record. The transcript is spliced from 5 exons.